Messenger RNA from Zerene cesonia (dogface butterfly), 1285 nucleotides. RefSeq names its product trypsin-2-like. The transcript has 5 exons. The record is from RefSeq and is a predicted model, not a curated record. Gene Ontology annotation, biological process: proteolysis. Gene Ontology annotation, molecular function: serine-type endopeptidase activity. NCBI's taxonomy places the organism in Eukaryota, Metazoa, Arthropoda, Insecta, Lepidoptera, Pieridae. Bases 46 to 852 code for a protein of 268 amino acids.
CGUGCAUUUGGAGGGAUAGUUCACUUUCUUGUUGACUCUGUUACGAUGUGGUUUACUGGGAUUGUUUUGUUUGCUUCGACAGUCUGUGUUAAUUCGGAUAUAAUUCUAUCAGAAAGAGUUCCAGUAAAUGGUAAAGAUGUGGAGCCUGGUUAUACAGACGACAGAAUAGUGAAUGGUCAAAGUGCAAACAUUCAGGACCAUCCUUACCAAGUAUCGUUUAUUGUGAAUAAUUCUUAUUUCUGUGGAGGAUUUAUUGUGAGUGAAAAUUAUGUGAUGACUGCCGCACACUGUGCUCAAAAUGUGGAUCCAAAAACAGUUGUAAUGCGGGCCGGUAGUUCCUUCCGCAAAAAUGGUACUUUAAUUGAAAUAGCAGAAGUAAAAGCAUUUCCAGAAUAUGACAAUCCACCAUUUGACAAAGACAUUGCUUACAUGAGGACCGCUAAGCCAAUAGAGUUCACAGAUACAAUACAACCGAUUGCACUUCCUCCUAGAAACAGACCACUUGUCGCCAACUCUAACAUCGUUGUUAGCGGGUGGGGAAGGACAAUGCAAGGUGCAUCUUCAAUCCCAGAUAGGCUGAUGGAGGUUGAGAUGCCCGUAGUGAGCUUCUUGCAGUGCUUCCUAUCCUAUCCAACAGUGCUCACCAAGAAUAUGUUCUGCUCUGGCAACUUCUUCUUGGGAGGAAAAAGUACUUGCCAGGGUGACUCGGGUGGCGCAGCGAUACAGGACGGUAUGGCCGUGGGUAUCGUCUCCUUCGGUCGCGGGUGUGGACAGGCCCUAUCUCCUUCUGUCUUUGCCGAUAUUGCCUCACCAUUAUUAAGGGACUUCAUCACUGAAAACACGGGACUAUAAAAAUCCUGUUUAGAAUACAUAGCGUUUUUUGUAUAUCUGUUGUAUAAUUAUGGUAAAUGCAUUCCAAAACAACUAUACUAUUUAUAUUCUUAUUGUGUAAAAUUUAAAUAAAUGGCUUGUUGAUAAAAAAUAAUGUAGUAUCGAAACAAAUUUGCAUAGUUGUUUAUAAUUGCGGGCAUUACAAUAUAUUCUUAAUAGUUAUAUGUAAAAGUUUAAUGGAGUCAAAGGAUCAAUGGAUAACGAGCAAAAUCAUUUGAAUGCUAACAUUGUGAUAUAAAUGCGUAUAAAACUUCUAGGAAUUGCUAUUAAAGUACAAUAAGUUAUUAUUAUUUAUUGCACACUAAUGAAAUGUAUUGAUUAUCGUAUCGAUUGCAUCAGGAUGAUUGCUUAUAAUUAUAAGAAAUUAUUUAAAAUAAAAACCAUAUGCAAGAGU